Molecule: messenger RNA, 948 nt
Organism: Lottia gigantea (owl limpet)
Lineage: Eukaryota; Metazoa; Mollusca; Gastropoda; Lottiidae
Exons: 7
Coding region: 1-948 (315 amino acids)
Biological process (GO): fructose metabolic process
Molecular function (GO): ketohexokinase activity
Source: RefSeq, a predicted model, not a curated record
AUGUCUAAAAGGAUAUUAUGUGUUGGUUUAGUUUGUGUUGAUUUUAAAACUGUUGUUAAACAAUACCCAUUAGAGGACACCAAUCAGAGAACAAUGGAUACUAUAAUGGAGAGAGGUGGUAAUGCUAGUAAUAGUGCAACUGUAUUAUCUAUGCUAGGUUGUGAUGUAGAAUAUUUCGGUACUGUUUCUGACUGUCAAAAUAAAAACUUUAUAAUGAGUGAUUUUGAAGAAUAUGGAGUCAAUAUAAGUAAUAUAGUUAUAUGUAAUAAUAGUAAAUGUCCAGUUUCAAUAGUCAUAGUUAAUAGUGAAAACGGUUCCAGAACCAUCUUACAUAGUAACAGAUGUUUAAGAGAAUUAACUUAUGAAGAUUUUAAAAUGGUUGAUUUAAGUCUUUACAAUUGGAUUCAUUUUGAAGGACGACCAAACAAUGAUGAUAUCAGAUUAAUGAUAUUGGAUAUUAAAAAAUAUAAUCUAUCAGUUGAUUGUCAUAAACGAAUUACCAUAUCUUUAGAAUUUGAGAAAAUACGAACAUAUCCAUUAGAUAUUAUACCAUUAGUAGAUUAUGCCUUCUUCAGUAAAGAUUAUGCUAAACAUUAUGGUUUUAAUGAUAUGGAAACAUUUGUAUCACAAAAAUCAGCAGAGAAAAAUAAAACUGUGAUAUGUGCAUGGGGAGAAUGUGGUGCAGCAGCUAAAAUUCCAGACAGUUCUGUUGUGACAUCUAAAGCCUUUCCUCCCAAACAAAUGGUGGAUACUACUGGUGCUGGAGAUACAUUCAUAGCUGCCUGUUUAUAUAGUUUAAUUCAUGGACUCAGUUUAGAAGAAGCCUUGGAUUCAGGAUGUUGUCUGGCUGGUGCAAAGUGUGGCAUCAUGGGAUUACGUGGAUUGAAGAACUCAAGGGAGAUAACUUACACUUGUAAGAAAAAAAAGGACAUGGUGAAUUCAAGAUGA